This is a messenger RNA of Daucus carota subsp. sativus, 5124 nucleotides long. RefSeq lists its product as uncharacterized. Gene Ontology annotation, molecular function: nucleic acid binding; RNA-DNA hybrid ribonuclease activity. NCBI's taxonomy places the organism in Eukaryota, Viridiplantae, Streptophyta, Magnoliopsida, Apiales, Apiaceae. Bases 1 to 5124 code for a protein of 1707 amino acids. The transcript has a single exon. The record is from RefSeq and is a predicted model, not a curated record. Gene Ontology annotation, biological process: DNA integration.
AUGACGACAGAUGAACUACACCAGGGUAACUCCGCGAGCCAGGACGACAACCCAACCAUACGCCAAAUGGCAGAGACGAUCAGGAAACUACAGGCUGACAUGGAUGCACAGAGAGAAACAUGGAGGUCGGAGAGAGAGGCAUUGCAGAGAGAGCUGACAACGGCGAGAUCAAAAUCUACUCCGACGGCAAGAGAGACAUUGGCAGACGUCUCAAGACGUCUGAAUAUGGAUGACGGGGAAGAGGAAGAGUAUGAUGAGGAAAUUGAAGCAGAACCCAAUCCAAAUGAGGAGAACCCAGAGGCAAACGACAGAACUGAAACUGAAACUCCAUCGGGAGGACCUGACAAUGGAGGGCCACGUGUCGAAGAGCGUAAGAAGGACGGCACGAAAAAGAAACGAUCUCACAAAUCAACAAAGUCACGUAGCCGUGAAUCAAUGCGAAAGGAACUACAAGCCCUAAAGGAAAUGGUGCAACGAAUUCCAGGAAUGCCUAAGCCCUUGGAAAAGGCCGCACCCAUGAGCUACGCGGACUCCCCCUUUUGUGACAACAUUGCACUGGUGGAAACACCAAAACGCUUCGCGGUGCCACCAAUGAAGGCUUAUGAUGGAACCACUGAUCCUCAGGAGCAUGUGGCGCAAUACAAACAAAGGAUGUUCACCGUGCCCAUCACAAAGGAGCUACGGGAACCUUGUAUGUGUAAAGGCUUCGGCUCGACGUUGGCUGGACCGGCACUACAGUGGUACGUGAGCCUUCCCAAUGGCAGCAUAGAAACCUUCGCCGACUUGGUUGACGCCUUUAACCUACAAUUCGCUAGCAGCAGAGUAUUCGAGAAAACAACUAGCGACUUGUACAAGAUAGUGCAAGGAUUCAGGGAGCCCUUAAGGGAUUACUUGACCAGGUUCAACCGUGAAAAAGUGACAAUCACAAAUUGUGACACUCCGACGGCAGUAGAGGCAUUUAGAAGGGGAUUGGAGAGAGACUCACCACUGUACGACGAACUUACUAAAUAUCCUUGCAAAACCCUAGACGACGUCCAGGCAAAGGCAAUGGCGCAGGUACGCCUGGAAGAAGACAAGAGGGAACGUGACGACAAAUAUUACCGCCCAAACUGCAAAAUUCUGACCACACGAGCCAGAGAAUACAAGCCCUACAGCAGAGACGUGAGAGAUACAAGGGAAGACGCACGAAUCAAUUCCACACAAGAGUACUCUGACUGGAGGAAAGAUCCCAAUUUACCACCCACAUAUGACAGCUACGGAUUCACAAUCACACCAUCUGCCAUGAUGCGGGAAUUUACGAAGCUGGGCGAUGUAGUGAAGUGGCCUGUCAAGAGCAACAAGCCAAAAGCAAAUCCAGACUCUAAGCUUUGGUGCGAUUUCCAUGGUGAUUACGGCCACAAGGCAUCAGAUUGUGUAGCGCUGAGACGGGAACUCCAGUACCUCACCAAAAAGGGUUACUUGACAGAAUUUAUGCCGGCUGGGAGGAACACGCAUGACAGGAAGGAUAAAACCUCACCAAAGCUACCACCACCACCUCCCUAUCAGAAAGUCAUCAACUUCAUAGCAGGAGGAUCAGAAGUAUGCGGUUCAACAUACUCCCAAGCCAAGCGAAUGGCUCGACGAGCCGAAAAACAAGUUGCAAUAGUGAGCGAGAAUCUUGACGAAACGACAACCUUGACCUUUGAUGCAAGGGACAAGGAACAUGUCAAGGAACCCCAACAAGACAGCCUGGUAAUAUCACUUCCCGUAGGAAACUGUCUCAUCAAGAGAAUCAUGGUAGACAAUGGUAGCGCCGCCAACAUCAUGAUGAAGCAUACAUUACAGGAGAUGGGCCUAGCCGAAAGUGACAUGAUCAAACGCUCCACCACAUUGGUGGGAUUCAGUGGAGAAACAAAGAAGACUAUGGGCGAAAUCACACUACCCACGUAUGCACAAGGGGUCAACGUCCUAACCAAGUUCCUCAUAAUUGACUGCGAUUCAACCUAUAACAUAAUCAUGGGAAGACCAUGGAUUCACGAGCUACAAGCAGUACCAUCAACAGUGCAUCAAGUCAUCAAAUUCCCCACACCUUGGGGAGUUCAACAAAUCAAAGGGGACCAGGCUACAGCAAGGGAGUGUUACAAGACAUGCAUGAAGCCCACAGUAGAACAUGAACUCCAGGCAAGUCAGGAACAUGCUCCCACCAUAACAGGACCUGAGAAGCUGACUGAAAUCACCCUCGACACAGGGGACAAGAAAGUACUCAUUGGGGAGGACUUAUCUCCCAGCCUAGAAGCAAACCUAGUGGACUUCCUGACAACACGACUUGACGCAUUCGCCUGGGAACAUGAAGACAUCACAGGAAUCAGUCCGGAUGUGAUCACGCAUAAGCUGAACGUCGACCCUAGCCAUAAACCGAUCCAACAAAGAAGGAGGAAAUUCGCUGCUGAAAGAAAUAAAAUUAUCAACGAGGAAGUCUCACGCUUGUUGAAAGCAGGAAUGAUAAGAGAAGUAGACUAUCCGGAGUGGCUCGCAAACGUGGUGAUAGUGCAGAAAAAGAAUGGAAAAUGGCGAGUAUGUGUCGACUAUACCGACCUCAACAAGGCAUGCCCAAAAGACCCGUUCCCAUUGCCACACAUAGACACCAUGGUGGACUCGACGGCUGGACACGAACUACUGACCUUCCUGGACGCCUCCAGUGGUUUCAACCAAAUUCAAAUGGACCCCUCAGAUGCUGAAAAAACAGCUUUUGUUACUGAAAGAGGAAUAUAUUGUUAUCUGGCAAUGCCCUUUGGAUUGAGGAAUGCGAGUGCAACGUUCCAAAGACUCGUCAACAAGAUGUUCAAAGAGAAAAUUGGAGACACAAUGGAAGUCUACAUUGACGACAUGGUGGUCAAGUCACUUAACGCGGAAGAUCACGUCAAGCAUCUCGAAGAAGUGUUUGACAUACUGAGACAGUACAACAUGAAACUUAAUCCACAGAAGUGCAAUUUUGCCGUGUCUUCAGGAAAAUUCUUGGGCCACAUGGUGACAAGGAGAGGGAUAGAGGCAAGCCCGGAACAGAUCAAAGCAGUACAAGACUUGACAAGUCCAUCCAACAUCAGAGAGGUACAGAGACUGACAGGGAGAGUUGCUGCCCUGAAUAGAUUUAUUUCACGCUCCUCCGACCGGUGCCGUCCAUUCUACAACGUCCUAAGGAGAAACAAAGGCUUCACAUGGACUGAUGAACAUGAAAAAGCCCUUUUAGAGCUGAAACAAUAUCUGACAUCACCACCUCUACUUGCAAAAUCGACACCAGGCGAAGAUCUCUACUUAUAUCUGUCCGUUACAAGCCAUGCAGUCAGCAGUGUACUUGUAAAACUUCACGAAGGCAUACAAUCACCGGUCUAUUACACCAGCAAGAGUCUGAUAGAAGCCGAAACAAGAUACACACCACUUGAGAAAUUGGUCCUUGCACUCACCAUGACGUCCACAAAACUGAGGCACUACUUCGAAACACACAAGAUACAUGUCUUGACGAAUUUCCCCUUAAGGACGGUCCUGAGCAAGCCGGAGUUGACAGGACGUAUGGCAAAAUGGGCUAUCAAGCUUAGCACCUAUGACAUCGUAUACGAGCCAAGAACAGCAAUCAAGUCGCAAGCCUUAGCCGAUUUUGUGGCUGAUUUCAGCCCAAACCAGAUGGCACAAGCAGAGGAGGAGUUACAGCGGAUGACGACAUGUCAGGAAGCACGAUCAUGGACUCUCUAUACUGACGGAGCUUCAAAUGCAAAUGGCACCGGACUCGGACUUGUGCUGAAAUCGCCACAAGGGGACAAGAUCGUGUACUCAGUGUCUUGUGAAUUCAAGGCCACUAACAACGAAGCAGAAUACGAGGCACUGAUCGUAGGCCUGACCACAGCCAAAGACAUGAAGGUUAAACACAUCGACAUAUAUUGUGAUUCAUUAUUAAUUGUCAAUCAAAUCAAUGGGUCUUAUGAAGCAAAAGACCCAAAAAUGCUCACAUAUCUUGACAUGAUAAAGAAAUUACAACUAUCAUUUGACACCUUUAACAUUCAACAGGUCCCGAGGGAGUCCAACACACAGGCCGACGCCCUAGCAGGCCUGGGGUCAGUACUCAAAAAUACGGGUAUAACAUCUAUCCCUAUUGUACAUAUUAUGCAACCUGCAAGCUUGAGAAUGAAAGAACAACUUGCCUUAUGUGUUGACAAUAUGCAAACAGAUGACGUCACGGAAAACUGGAUGCAACCCUUCAAAAAUUAUCUCCAACAUGGCACACUGCCAGCAAACACUAAUGAGGCUCGUAUCCUACGAAUGAAAGCUUCACGCUUCACACUAGUCGAUGAUGUACUUUUCAAGAAGUCAAUCACAGGCCUCCUGCAAAGGUGUCUGCGCAAACAGGAAACUGACAUGGUGCUACGGGAUCUCCAUGACGGUGAAUGUGGCAAUCACACUUCGGGUAGAAGCCUAUCCAUGAAAGUCCUGCGAAUGGGCUACUAUUGGCCAACAGUCAAAAGGGAUGCAGAAGACUACGUAAGGAGGUGCGAUGCCUGCCAGAAACAUGCACCCGUCAUCCACCAACCCUCAGAGGAGCUUCACGCCACAAUGCCUUCGUGGCCAUUCAUGAAAUGGGGAAUGGAUAUAGUCGGGAAGAUGCCCCCAGCCCCUGGACAAAAGGUUUACAUGCUAGUCAUGACGGACUACUUCUCCAAAUGGAUUGAAGCGGAAGCCUUCCGACAGGUGACAUCGAAGGAGGUGGUAUCAUUCAUCAAAAGGAACAUACUCUGCAAAUUUGGAAUACCAUCCGAAAUUAUCUGUGACAAUGGGUCACAAUUCAUAAGUGACAAGACUGAAGCAUUUUGCAAAAGAUACAACAUUACCCUGGUGAAGUCCACCCCCAGAUACCCACAAGCAAAUGGACAGGCGGAAUCCAGCAACAAAAUACUCAUGAACAACUUGAAAAGGAGAUUGUCUGGCUACAAAGGGAGGUGGGCUGAAGAAUUACCUUGGGUCUUGUGGUCUGACAGGACAACCCCUAAAACAUCAACGGGACAAACACCCUUCAGUCUAGUUUACGGGACAGAAGCGGUACUCCCGACAGAAGUGAUGAUGCCCACAGCCAGAUACGGCCUGGUAACUGGAGACUGA